GAAUUUUUGAAUCGAUAUUAUCGUUGAAUAUUUUUUAUUAAAUAGAAGAAGGGGUGGCCACUUAAGUGUGGUGAUAAUUUAUUAAUUGUUGUUCUCGUCGAAAAACACUCUUCUCUUUGGUUUAUAUAUUAGGAAGACGAUAUGGGUAUGAUAACACGGGUGAGGGGUCGUGUUAGAGCGAAUUCUUUAACUGUGGACAAAGAAAAAACUGCACAAAGCGUUUGCCUUUUGAGUGCAGUUCUUUUGCUACCAUAUUGUCCUCGUGGUCCAUUACCACUUUUACCCUCACCGGCGCCAGCAUUGUAUUCUGCUUUGGUUUUACCUGUGGUAUUCAGCGCCAAUUACAGAUACCCUGUUUAUACCUUAAAGGCUCUCGUAGAAGCAACAGCAGGUGGAUUAUCGAAAGCAUGGAAACCCUUAUAUCGUUUCUUAAAACGUUUAUAUGGACCCGUAGAUCGUGCGGAAAAUCUUUUUCUAAGGAUGAAAAAUAUCUCAGUGAUGGCUAAUCAAAUAGUAUUUUUAAUGCUCGCGGAUAAAGUAUUGGUACCUAAAGAAAGAAUGACAUGUCUUUACACACUUAUGUUUUAUAAUGUUAUCGCGUAUUGCGUGAGCUAUAUAAAGGAACUGAUAGAAAAAGAAGACUGGACACCCUACGUUACUUUAACGGAAAGAUCGCAAAUCAAACAUCUUGCUAUGUCGGCCACAAAGAUUGUCUUAGAGUGGACCAAGGCCGUUACAUUCGUCGUUACUCUGACCUUCAUGCUCCUCGUAUUCGGUUUGGAACAAGGACUUGAACAUUACAAGCCCUCAACCCUGUAUACCGUAUUAACUUGGAUCUACUAUUCAGCAACGGAAAAGGUUUUCGUGGAUAUGUUUCCAACUAUUCUAGGAUAUCUACAACUAGAAGCAUUGGAGAAUAUCGAGAAUCUUUAUGCUCCUGUGAUAUUAAGAUACUUUACUAUUGGGAUGUCAGCUUUCUUCAGUCUAAUACUCUUACCAACUGCACCAUGGAGAUUCCUCUUUGUUGCAACAUAUCUAAACAUUUACCUAAGAUGGAAGGAACUUAUGCAAAAUUCAGGAGCGGCGUUGAAACGCGAACGAGAGAUAUUAAAUCGAUAUAGAAAAGCUACCGCGGAUGAGAUCGAUAGGUUCGAUGAUGUCUGCUCUGUUUGCCUUUAUACCAUGACAAAAGCUAGAGUGACACCCUGCCAUCAUCUUUUCCAUGCGGAUUGCCUCAGGCAAUGCUUAAAGACUAGCGACAGCUGUCCCAUGUGCAAGCGAGAACUUAAAUUUGACUGAAAUAUUACGUGGCAGGCAUGCGCGCUUUAUAAUGAGAAAACGAGGAAAAAAAAAAAAUUAUAUACAUACAUAUAUAUAUAUAUACACGUUCGUUCCUUUUUAUUUUUACUACUUUUUAAUACUCUAUCGCGUUAGGUUUCGUUCAGAGAAUAAUUCUUUCUGUAUUUACGUUCAAUCAACAUUUACAAUAAAGAAAUCGAAUCGUCGUUUUAAUUAGUACACAUGGUAUAUUUCCAAUGGAAAUUCUAAAAAUCAUUUUUUUCCCCAAUAUCCAUAUCACGGUGUGUAUCAUUUUAUUGCAUUACUUAUAUUCCAUCAUAUGUUUGUGAAAGAAAAUUUGUUAAGACCCUUUUAUUUAUACAAAUCAGAAUUUCAGUUUAAAACUUGGAUAUAUAUAUAUAUAUUAGAUGCUAAAAUUAACUCUUGUUGUUUAUUUCGUCUUAAAAAGUUAUCUAUCUUGAAGGAAAGAUGAAUGAAUAUUAAUCAAAAUAAUUUCUUCCAUAUUCUACUAUUUUUUUCAAUCUCUCCAGUAAUAAGGUAAUCCCACAACGAUAGAAUACAAUGUCUUUCGAAAUAAUUCAUUCAUCCACUCAAUGACAGGAUUUAAGUUUACCAUCUAAUAUAACUUAAAACAAAAGAUAAUGUUACACAUUUUAUAUCGACAAGACAUCCUAAAUAACGAUCGUUAUAUCGAAGAACGAAUGUUUCUCUAAAGAUACACUAUUCUGUGAUACAUAAAAAAGGAUAUGACAAACACCUUUUCUCUGAAUAAAUGUUAAUAAAGAAAUCACACUAUGUCUUUUAUAUAAAUAUAUAUAUACAUAUAUAUAUAUAUAUCUAUA
This is a messenger RNA of Polistes canadensis, 2141 nucleotides long. RefSeq lists its product as uncharacterized. Lineage: Eukaryota; Metazoa; Arthropoda; Insecta; Hymenoptera; Vespidae. Gene Ontology annotation, molecular function: ubiquitin protein ligase activity. The transcript has 4 exons. Gene Ontology annotation, cellular component: endomembrane system. The record is from RefSeq and is a predicted model, not a curated record. The coding region runs from base 142 to 1299 and encodes 385 amino acids.